This is a messenger RNA of Tarenaya hassleriana, 858 nucleotides long. Its product is annotated as tubulin-folding cofactor A-like. Bases 233 to 574 code for a protein of 113 amino acids. The record is from RefSeq and is a predicted model, not a curated record. Gene Ontology annotation, biological process: post-chaperonin tubulin folding pathway; tubulin complex assembly. Gene Ontology annotation, cellular component: microtubule cytoskeleton; cytosol. The transcript has 4 exons. Gene Ontology annotation, molecular function: beta-tubulin binding. NCBI's taxonomy places the organism in Eukaryota, Viridiplantae, Streptophyta, Magnoliopsida, Brassicales, Cleomaceae.
UUGUGUUCUUUGUACAACCCAGACAAGGGGUAAAACUGGAAAUCUAACCCACGCCACGCCCUCUACAGUCGGCACAUUUCACUCUCCGAUCUGAGUUUCGAAGGCACUCCACUCUCUCUCUAGACUCCAUCCCUUCUCAACCCUAUCCGCGGAGAUGCAGUUCUCGUCCCCACCCACUUAUCCUUCCGCCUGAAAUCCAAAGGGCAAAAGCUUUGCUUGUUGGUAGGUAAUCAUGGCAACGAUUAGGAGCUUGAAGAUCAAGUCAUCAACCUGUAAGAGGAUUGUCAAAGAGCUACACUCCUACGAGAAGGAGGCCGAGAGAGAAGCUGCAAAGACGGCUGAUAUGAAGGAGAGAGGAGCUGACCCGUACGACCUGAAACAACAGGAAAACGUGUUGGCUGAGUCAAGGAUGAUGAUUCCGGAUUGCCACAAACGUUUGGAGGCUGCAUUAGCUGAUCUGAAGGCAACUUUGGCGGAACUGGAAGAGGCAAACGAGAAGGAAGGCCCGGAAAUCGUCGAUGCCAAGAACACUGUGGCAGACGUUGAGAAGCUCUUCCACACUGAAGAUGCCUGAUUUUGUCUGCCCCUUUUCUGGUCGUAAAGGGAUGCAAAUGCCGAGGAUUCAAUCUUUGCAGAUGUGUGGACUGUUUUUCGGGAAAGACCGAUCUUUUUUUGUGUGUGUGUAAAAGACCUGAUGAGUUCAGUCAUUCUAGCAAGUAGCAACUAAAGUAGUGAGAAGCUUUUACAUGAACCGGCCAUCAGACUCGGUUUGUCCGUAUGGAUGAUCCUUCCAGCUUAAAUUGUGACAGAUUGUCUUCUGCUUUUCGCAUGUUCACUCUUUUCGGUUUCUGCAUCUCA